This is a messenger RNA of Aphis gossypii (cotton aphid), 1500 nucleotides long. RefSeq names its product EF-hand domain-containing family member B-like. Lineage: Eukaryota; Metazoa; Arthropoda; Insecta; Hemiptera; Aphididae. Bases 97 to 1404 code for a protein of 435 amino acids. The transcript has 8 exons. The record is from RefSeq and is a predicted model, not a curated record.
UGAUUAGCCUGGAUUAUUUAUGUUCUAUAAUAUUUGAAAAUCGCUAAGCAACAUAUUUCAUGAACUAAAUUUUUUUUAGUUUUGAAAAUAUGAAAGAUGAAACCAUUUAGUAUAGAUGAUAUUCGAGAUUCGAAUUUUUCAGAGUUACGAGCAAAGUGCUUAGAGCCAGAUGCAACUAUACGCUGUCCUCCUAAUUAUGAUCCAAUAGUUCAAAAGAAAAAAUUCAACGAUCCAUUACUACCCGACCACUUAGACAAAAAUACAACAUAUGGCGUUAUAACAAAGAGUAAAUUAUCUGCCGGCGAUGUGAUUUUUCCAAACAAAAUAUUUCAAAAAAAUGAUAAUGAUGAUAAAAAAGAAACAGAUUUAUAUAAAGUUUCUCAUCACUCAUAUGGAAUUGGCGAACAGUUAAAUCGAAAGUAUAAUAACAGUUUUGAUCCAGAUUAUCGGUAUGGUAAAUCUCUAAAAUGGUUACCAGCGGGUGUGUGGUUUAAAAAUAAUGUUGAAACUAAAUCGUCAAGUGAAAAUAAAAAUGUGCUCACUGAUUAUAUUAGUAAAUUAUUGGAAAGUAAAGAGAAUACGCAGUGCCGGUAUCCGUACAUCGACAACCGUCAAGGAAAAUUCAUAGGCAGAUCGUAUUUAAGAGCACAAGACAUUUUAACCGGAAACGAACCAGACAAAAAAGAAUUUGAGCGUAUCGACUAUUCAUCGACAGUCAGUAGAUUAAAACAUUAUAUCAAAGAAAAAAAAUACGAUUUAAAAGAAUUGCAUGAAAAGUUCAAAUUGUUUGAUAAGGAAUGCACGGGAUGGCUGCCACUGGAACAAGUGUAUAAAAUCUGUUACCAACAUAAAAUCAAGCCUGAAAAAAAAUUGUUCGAUCUUGCCUUACAUUCUAUUAAUGCCAUUAGUAACAACAAUGUCAGAUAUAAUUUAUUUCUGGAUUUACUCGACCCAAAUGUAAUGUUUUCAACGGUUUCAAACAACGAUGAUCAUACAGAUAUCGACAGAUUUAUUCCGACGUAUAAAAACGAUUAUGGCAACACACUGUCUCGUAGCAUUCAAUUAAAUAAAAACCUCAACGACUAUACAUCUGUUAAACCAAAAGCCUUAAUUUAUUUGGAUUGUUUUGGGUCUGAAACGAAUGUAAAAACAUUGUUGAACCCGACAAUAUUUUCAAAUUAUGGAUUAACUUACAGAGACUUUUAUAUAGGUCGCAGUAAAGAUGUAAUGAAAAAACUGUUUCAAGACAUUGGAGUGAACUUACCAAAUGAAAUUUUUAAUAUUGCCUGGGAUAAUGCUUACGCAUGUGAUGGUAUCGACGACAAAGUUAGCAUAGAAGUUUUUAGACAGGCUUUACAAGAAUUGGCCAACAGAAUGAUCGACCAACAAUAUGAUAACAAAUAAAUUAAUAUUUAAAUUAUAUUACAAUGUUUACUAUUAUUGAUUACAGAUCAAGUAAAAAUACAAAAUCCUUAACAGUGAAUAAUAAUUUAUGAGUAU